Molecule: messenger RNA, 3660 nt
Organism: Dovyalis caffra
Lineage: Eukaryota; Viridiplantae; Streptophyta; Magnoliopsida; Malpighiales; Salicaceae
Source: the annotation of a GenBank genome assembly
AUGGGUUCUCUUGGAGACGAUGGAGAUUGUGAAAUUAAAGCAGGGAGUGAAGACCCAAAUACCAAUUUUGCCUCUUCUCAUACUCCGCCCUUUGAUUCUCAAUUUUUACCCUCUCCAUUUCAUGGUGAAAAAGGUGAGGAUGCCAAUGAGCCGUGCUUUUUACAAAGUACUAUGCCUUUUGAGGAUACUGUUAGAGUUGAAGAUGCAUUUGAGACCCAAGUAGUGAAUCUUGGUGGGGAAACACAAGUGUUGGAUGACCUCGAUUGGCGUGAGAAUUUGGACACGCAAUUGAUAGAUGAGGUCAUUGAUAGUGAUGGUGAAGGAACGGAUAGAACUGAAGUUUUGGAUGAUGGUAAUGAGCUCUCUGGUGAUGAAUGUGGAAGAAGAGGCAAAUGUGAAUCAUUGGAUUGGGAGAAGAUUCAAGACACUUCUCUUUCUAAACACGGUGAGAAGGGAUUGGUGGAGCAAUCUGAUGCUUCGACAGAUAAACAGCAUUUAUCAGGAUCUGUUCCCAAGUUUGCUUCAGUUCGUAUAGAGUCACUGCGGGCCUCUGGUCUAGCAGCAGCUAGCAGAACUGCUUCAAAGGGAACCAAGAACAGUGACUCUUGUUCUCUUCCGACUGAUGGUCAGAUUUCAGAACAAUUUACUGUCAACAAUAAUGGGUCAAAAACAAAAAUUCCAGAGGAAGUUGAUAGGGGACGUGAUACUGGGAGAGUUGAUGAUGAAGUGAAGGGAUAUAGCAAUGGAAACAGGUACAAUGUUGGUUGUUCUACAGUGAGAAAACUGUUCACUGAGAAUUUCUUUAUUGGAACCAAAGGACAUUCUGCAGGAGGCAAAGAAGUGCCCAUUUGUGAUGAUGGGGUGGUGGGGUUAAGCUAUAUUGACUCCCAAGAACCAGGAGAUUUGUCACAAGCAAAUGCACUUGCAUGCGUGCAAAAGUUGAUUGAAGAGAACAAGGUGUUGUUUGACAAUGAAGUUGACCUGGGGAAAAUUGAUAAGAGAAAAUCAAGUCACAUUUCAGCUGCAAAAGGGGCACAAAGUUUAGCCAAGAAAACGAUAGAUAGAGGCACCAAGGGAAGAAACAGGGUUUUUGACUGGGAUGAUCUACUUGAGGAUGAGGGAGGAGGAGAUGUUUUCUGCAGAAGAAAGGAAGAAUUUUUUGGUACUGAAAACCUUGGGCAGAGAUCCUUUAUGAAAUCCCGAAAAUCCAAAGGAAAUCAACUGGGUGUAUGCAGGGACAACGAAGGAAAAUCAAAUGUCCAGAAUGUAAUACUGGUUCACUCUGAGUCAAAAAUAGAUUUGCAUAAUCUAAGAGCUAAUAAGAGGAUGAUGCAAGAAACUGAAAUGAAUGUUAGUAGGAGUCUUUUUAAUGAGUUUGAUGAACAAUCUGAACUGGAUACAUCAGCAGGACAGUUGGAAGCUCUUACUAGGAAGGAGGUCCCAGAAAUGCUAGAUAUAGGUUUGGACACCCAAAUGGCUGCUGAGGCUAUGGAAGCCUUAUUCCAUGGGGAGGGCAUUGCUUAUGAUGCAACUAAUGAUGGCCAGCAGGUUCUGGCAGUUAAUUGCAAGGAUCUUACGGAAGGAUCACUGAGAAGUAAAGCUAAAAAGAGCAUCUGUUCAAAAAACCAUUCUUUUAGCAACAAUGAGGAUAUUGGAGUUGCCACACAUCAAUUGAAGAAAACAUUGAAGAUCAGUGCUAAAUUAGGUAAACAAUCUUUAACUCCAUCACAAAAAUGUCCUGAAAAUGUCAGGAAGGAGCGUGAUACAGAUGUAGUAAUGACUAGAAGUACGAGGGCUAGGUCAGAUGCUGGACUUGGUAAAUCGGAUAGGAGUCAUGGAACUGCUUCAAGGGGAAGCACUAAAUCAGGUAAACAAUCUUUAGUUUCUUCUCGAAAUUAUCCAGAAAAUGUCAGGAAGGACUGUGAUACAGAUGUUGCAAUGACAAGAACUAAGAGGACUAGGUCAGAUGCUGCACCUGAUGAGUUGGAUAGAUGCCAUGGAACUGCUUCAAGUGGUCAUCGCUCAGUUAAGAAACAAGACUUACCAGAGGAGCUUGGUACUUUAACACCAGUUGCUCACAGGACCAGGCAGUCAUUGGCACUUUCUCAAUUAAAAAGUACUGAGAAUGUGUCCACUGAUUAUAGAGAAGAAACCAGCAGUCUGGUCGAGUUGGGUGGUCUUGAGCAGAAUAAAGCUGGUGUGGUGGAUGUUGAGACAUCUAAAGUGUUGAAUGCUAAAGGGAACUCUUCAGGAUUGGGUUCUAGUCAAUCUGGAGAACCUAAAACUUCUAAAUCAAGAUUGGUUGCUCCAGACAAUUACAUCAGUUUUCCCAGAAGAAAAAGAUCUCGUCAAAACUUGUCAGGUCAGCUUGAUGAACCUCAGAACUUACAUGCUCAAUCCAAACCAUCUUGUCAACCAGGAAAUAUUGCAAAAUCUGUGAGUGGGUGCAGAAGGUCACGGAUAAAGGCUAGAAUUACUAGUACUGAUUUAAACAUGAAGAGGAAAACGAGAUCAUCCUUAUCUGUUUGCCCAGAUUUGUCAACUCGACAUGUUCCUAAACCAGGCAUGGAUGGCGCUGCCCACAAUGGCAAUUCUGCUGAUAUGAAUGGGAAGAUGAUGUCUAACAAUCUAAUGGGAGUGGAUGCAAUAAAAUCCUCAGAUAGAAGAAGUAAUGCAUUUUCCUCACCAUCUGCUGAAAAUGAAGUGAAUUUGCCAAGUUCAGAUAAUUUGUCGAGGAAGAAAACAAAAUCUCAUGAAUCAGCAUGUACUUCUCCUGGUAUCUGUAUGACACCAGUGAGUGCUGCAUCACCUGUCUGUAUGGGUUCUGGAUAUAAGCAAUCAUGCAGGAAGAACCUGUCAAGAUCAUGCCUUGUGAAAGAAGUGAGUCAACUAUGUGCUGCAUGGCCAGGACCUAUUUCUGAACCAAAAGAUACGAGGAAGAGAAGAGAUUUGUCUGAUGUUCGAGUCCUUUUCAGCCAUCACCUGGAUGAGGAUAUAAUUAAGCAGCAGAGAAAGAUAGCAGAUCGGCUUAAAGUUCCCAUAGCAUCCUCCAUGACAGAUGCAACACACUUUGUCACUGAUAAAUUUGUGCGUACAAGGAAUAUGUUGGAAGCUAUUGCUUUUGGAAAACCAGUGGUCACACAUUUAUGGCUUGAGAAUAUUGGACAAGUUAACUAUUACAUUGAUGAGCAAAAGUACAUAGUAAGAGACUCGAAAAAGGAAAAGGAGUUUGGCUUUAACCUGGCAGUUUCAUUGGCUCAUGCACGCCAGCAUCCGCUUUUAAAUGGUCGAACAGUUUUGAUCACUCCUAUGACAAAGCCGGGUAAAGAAAUAAUUUCCAGUUUGGUCAAAGCAGUUCAUGGCCAGGCAGUGGAGCGAGUAGGCAGAUCUACUCUAAAGGAUGUAGUCCCAGAUGAUCUGUUGAUUUUGUCUUGCGAAGAAGACUAUGAAGUCUGUAUACCUUUCCUUGAAAAAGGGGCUGCUGUCUACAGUUCAGAGCUGCUGCUGAAUGGAAUUGUCACUCAGAAGUUGGAAUAUGAAAGACUGGCAUUUCUUGAUGACAGGCAUCGACUCUUUGCAGACCAUGUCAAGAGAACUCGUUCCACAAUAUGGAUGAAAAAAGAUGGCCACAAUUUCGUUCCCGUGACAAAGCGUAGAUAG